Letharia columbiana is the source of this 918-nucleotide messenger RNA. RefSeq lists its product as uncharacterized. The record is from RefSeq and is a predicted model, not a curated record. The transcript is spliced from 2 exons. Lineage: Eukaryota; Fungi; Ascomycota; Lecanoromycetes; Lecanorales; Parmeliaceae. Bases 1 to 918 code for a protein of 305 amino acids.
AUGGACGAUUUUGUCGACGAUUUUGAAGAGAUGGGCAUGGACGCACGCAGAAAUUCCACAUCAGGCGGACCUCAAGGCAGACGAGGUACCGGACGCCGUUUCUUUUAUGAUAUGGACGGUCUCGACGAAGAGGAUAGUUAUCCCCGUAGAGCAUCGACACGAGUUGGACCCCAGGAGAGACGUGACACAAGACGUCGUCACUUGGAUGACAUGGACGUUUUCGACGAAGAGGAGACCAAUCCCCGUAGACCAUCGGCAGGAGGCGGACCCCAGGGGAAACGAGACAUAAAACCUCGUCACUUGGACAACAUGGACGGUUUCGAAGGAGAGGAUAUUUAUCCCCGUAGACCAUCGGCACGAGGCGGAGCCCAGGGGAUACGAGGCGCCGGACCGAGAUACAUGGACGAAAUUUCUACCGAUAUGGUCCCAUACGUAGCAGGAAGCGGUUAUGGAUCGAAGGCUCAAACUGCAAAGCCCCCAACUGCCAAAUCAAAGCCGUCUCUCGACAAACUUGAAGCUGAGCUUGAUGUAGUCGAAAUGGAACAAGAACGGCUCGGGGACAAGAUUAUGCAAAUCAAGAUGGAGAUUUACAAAAUCGAUCCCGAAUCGGAAAGAGUCGACGACAGUGACAGGUCUUUCCUGCACCUGCCCUCCAAAGGAAAUCGCAAUCAUGAGGAGCGCGGACAUCGCCACGACCGCCGAGGUCCUGCACCUGUACGUGGUGGAUACCCGGACCGUGGUGCAGCUCGUCAUCGAGAGCACGAUCAGAGAUCUGGUAAAGAGACGCUCGCCCGUGCGCAGGUUUGCACCGAUUUUGUAGAUGCACCCUGUUACCCUCUAAACAUUCGAUGGAUCGAGAACCCGGAAAUACCAGGUCUUGUACAUUCUUCUUGCGAGAUAGGACCUGAACCUGUAUAG